This is a messenger RNA of Galendromus occidentalis (western predatory mite), 1161 nucleotides long. RefSeq names its product protein amalgam-like. The transcript is spliced from 7 exons. The coding region runs from base 1 to 1161 and encodes 386 amino acids. Lineage: Eukaryota; Metazoa; Arthropoda; Arachnida; Mesostigmata; Phytoseiidae. Gene Ontology annotation, cellular component: neuron projection. The record is from RefSeq and is a predicted model, not a curated record.
AUGUAUGUCUGUGUAUUUCUCUGUGAUUCGGACGAUAAAUUUCCGACGAUCGCCGACAGCUCGGUGACGGGACGCAAGCACGACCUAGCGACAGGCGUGCUCUGUCAAAAAGCCUCUAAUCUGUACGAGCUGAGGCUCUCCGCCAAUGAUCGGAGCCGAGUGAAAGAGGCCGAGAAUUCGGUCAUUCAAAACGAUGACGAGUUUAGAACGGACGGACGGUCGAACAAGCUGGCGAACAUCAUCUCACGUUCCCUCACCUCCGAACCGGAGUUCGCCGAAGAAAUCAAAAAUGUUUCCGUUUCGGUGGGGAGACGCGUCACCCUAUCGUGCGUGGUCAACAACCUAGGGAACUACAGGGUGGCAUGGCUUUACGUCGAGAAGUACACCCUACUGACAUUGGCGAAGGCCGUCAUCACCCACAGUAAUCGCUUCAAAGUGACUCACAAUGGUCAUCGUACGUGGAAUCUUAUUGUGUCGGACGUACAAGUCAAGGAUAAGGGAGCCUACAUGUGUCAGAUCAACACGUCACCGAUGAAAUUCCAAGUCGGCUAUCUGGACGUGGUCGUGCCCCCAUCGAUCAGGGAGGACCUCACGAGUUCGGACGUGGAAGUCAAGGAAGGAUCCGAUGUCUCGCUGUACUGCGCUGCGUCCGGAACUCCCGAACCCACAGUGCAGUGGCGGCGCGAGGACUCACAGGACAUAAUGAUAAACGAUUACAGGACCAACGUCGUCAAAGGUCCCUGGUUGAACAUCACCAAGGUGUCCCGGCUCCACAUGGGCGCUUACAUCUGCAUCGCUCAGAACUCCGUUCAACCCUCUAUGAGCAAACGGAUCAAGCUCGACGUUCUGAUUGCCCCAAUGAUUUGGCUCACGGAUCAGAUCCUCGGGAAAAGCGUUGGCUCCAACGCUCGACUGAGAUGCAACCUCGAAGGCCAUCCACGCGGAGACGCUCACUGGACGCGCAACGGAGACUUAUUGAGGAAUCGGUCGCGUUUUUCGGAAGAGAUUCAGCAGUUGGGCCCAUACAAACACGCUAUAGUUCUCGAGAUCAAAAAUGUCCGACCCGAGGAUUUCGGCGAGUAUCACUGCUUCGCUAAGAAUCCUUUCGGAGAAACGGAAGCAACGCUCAAAGUUUACGGUAAGUCCUUCGAAGUUCACUGA